AGCUAUUCUGGACAGCCCCUGAGUUCCUGAGAGACCAUACAAAUUUCCGUAAAGGAACUUAUAAAGGAGAUAUUUAUAGUUUUUCUAUAAUUCUUCAGGAGGUGGUAGUGAGAGGGCCACCGUACUGCAUGCUGGAUUUACCCCCUGAAGAAAUCAUCCGUAAAGUAAAAAAACCUCCACCAAUGUGCCGUCCCACAGUCGCACCGGAUCAGGCUCCACUUGAAUGUAUUCAGCUAAUGAAGCAGUGCUGGAGCGAACAGCCUGACCGCAGACCAACUUUUGACGAGAUCUUUGACAGGUUCAAGAUCAUUAACAAAGGCAAGAAGACCAAUAUCAUUGACUCCAUGCUGAGAAUGCUGGAGCAGUACAGCUCUAAUCUGGAGGAUCUCAUCAGAGAGAGAACAGAGGAGCUGGAGGUGGAAAAGCAGAGAACGGAGAAGCUGCUUUCUGAGAUGCUCCCACCUUCUGUUGCUGAGGCUCUUAAAACGGGCGCCUCAGUGGAGCCAGAGUACUUUGACCAGGUGACAAUCUACUUCAGUGACAUUGUGGGUUUCACCACCAUCUCCUCGCUCAGUGACCCCAUUGAAGUGGUUGACCUUCUGAAUGACCUCUACACGCUGUUUGAUGCUGUGCUCAGCAACCAUGAUGUUUACAAGGUGGAGACCAUUGGGGACGCCUACAUGGUAGCAUCGGGUCUGCCUAAGAGGAAUGGCAACAAGCAUGCCGCAGAGAUCGCCAACAUGUCUCUGAACAUCCUCAGCUCAGUGGGCUCAUUCCACAUGCGACACAUGCCAGACGUGCCCGUCAGGAUACGAAUAGGAAUUCACUCAGGGCCCUGUGUUGCUGGGGUUGUAGGACUGACCAUGCCUCGCUACUGCCUUUUUGGAGACACCGUCAACACUGCCUCUCGUAUGGAAUCCACCGGGCUGCCUUAUAGAAUCCAUGUAAAUUGUAGCACUGUGAAGAUCCUGCGUUCUCUUAAUGAUGGAUAUAAAAUAGACGUUAGAGGCAAGACAGAGCUGAAGGGUAAAGGUAUAGAGGAGACAUACUGGCUUGUCGGGAAAACCAACUUUGCAAAACCUUUGCCAAAACCACCAGAAAUAAGACCAGGGGAAGACAAUCAUGGGCUGAAACCUGAGGAAAUAGCUGCGUACAGGAGAAAGAAAGCCGAGAAAAAGGCUUGACGGUCUCAGGUCAAAUGCAGGAGGUAUAGAUCAGCAUGCUGCCUGGUGUUGUGCUGUGGUUGUUUUACUGUUGCUUUAAUAUGAUUGCAUCCUGAGUCUCCACACCCACAACUUCCUGUUAUUGAUUUCCAAAUCUUGUUGAUUGAUAAUCUCAUUAAUCUCUUGAUCUGAUCGCCUUCCUCCUCUUCUCCUUGAGUGGAUUGGGGGAAGGGCUUGUUUACUGCAUUCAUUCUCUUUUGUGUUGGCUGACAGAUUUCCCCUUCAUUUCUUUCAUUUGUUGUUUGUAAUAGUACUUUAUGUGUGUCUUAUUUUCCCACCAAUCUGUUUCCUAAAAUAAGUUGCAUUGUACAACAGAGGCUUCAACUAUACAUUUUCU
This is a messenger RNA of Poecilia latipinna (sailfin molly), 1560 nucleotides long. RefSeq names its product retinal guanylyl cyclase 1-like. Gene Ontology annotation, molecular function: protein kinase activity; ATP binding; guanylate cyclase activity. The record is from RefSeq and is a predicted model, not a curated record. The transcript is spliced from 9 exons. Gene Ontology annotation, biological process: intracellular signal transduction; receptor guanylyl cyclase signaling pathway; cGMP biosynthetic process. NCBI's taxonomy places the organism in Eukaryota, Metazoa, Chordata, Actinopteri, Cyprinodontiformes, Poeciliidae. Gene Ontology annotation, cellular component: plasma membrane. The annotation marks the transcript as partial.